UUUCCACUAGUCUGACUUGCACGUUUAUAACCAUGCCAAAUCAACUGCAUCUUUAACAGGAAAUAAUACAAAAAAGAUUUUAAGAAUAUUUUUUUAAGAAUAUUUGAAGUUCCUUCAAAUUUCUGUAGCUGUAAGGAUAAAACCCAUGGAGACGAAGAGUUUUACCAUGAAUUCCUUCACAACUAGCACAACUACAACAACCAAAGAUAAAACAGACCUUUUGGGCAAUUUAGCACCAUUACUAUAUUGUGUCAUUUGUCUCCUUACCAUCAUAACUAUUCUUCUGCUGGCCUUAUUGCUCAAAAAGUCCUUCAAAAAGUGCAAGGAAAAUCGUCCUGUCUCGAACAUAGAAGGAGGCACUUUUCGCAUGAGUGAUCUUGGAUGUAAUGCGGAUCAUGAAAAUCCUAAUACUGACACUGUCAGUCAGUCAAACGAAGUACAAACCUACACUGCGUGCAAUGAUGAUUCAUCCUCUACUAGUUCUGAGAGUGUGUGCCAUUCAUAUGGAGAUAAAAACAACGACAAUAACCAGCAAUAUAUUAGUUUGCAAACCACUAUACUUCAAAGUGUGGACUAUCAAAAUAUUCUUAAAGGAAAAUCCACCAGUGCAAAUGAUUGUGAAAAAAAGAUGGGAAAGAAAAACAGGGACUACGUAAACAUAGAAGAAAAGAAUAUGUGUUUGACUAAGGGCAGAAGAAGCAAAACCCAGAGGCAUCAAGGAGAACCGGAUGAAAGUCAGACCAGCAGUGAGAGCAGCAGUGACGAGAGUGACGACAAUUCUGUAAAUUACAGCACAGUUGUUUUUAAGGCAGCCACAAAUGCAGUCCAAAGAUAGAAGUUAAUUUGGAUUUCUGCUUUUAAAAAAGGAAAAUAAUGUUUUAUUAGCUUUUGUUUUUUUGGUUUACUGAAUAAUUUUCAAUAGUCAUACACCAGCUUAAUCUUGAUAAUAUUAAAACCCCUGUUUGAUUUGUCAGGCACUUUAGUUUAUAAGGCUUAAUAUGAAUUUUUACCAUAUAUGGGAAAAGAGAUUUAAUUUUAGGUACAGGACCUGAAAAAGGAAAAUGUUUUUUUUUUAUCUGAUAGAUGUAGUCUGUGGUACUGAUUUUUAUCAUAAUAUCCUGUUAGGGAGGAAAAAAAAACGUGCAGCUAAGCGGGUGGCAAGAUAAAAGGCUUUUUCAGUUUUUGUAUUUCUGUUUGCAAGUAGUUAGUCAAUUUCAUGUAUUUUUAAGGUUUAUUUUAUAAACAUUACAAAAUUUAUCAAUCAAACUUCUCAUUGCUAUACAAUUUUUUACCUAACUGUUUUAAGAAAAGAAAUAUAUGUACCAGCUCAGUUUCAGUUGAUUUUUAGGUAGUAUAUUGGAGUAUUGUUUAACAUUAGUAUGCGUGGUAUUUUUGUUUUGCUUUAUUAUUAUAGCAUCAAUAUUAUGAUUAAUAUUCAAUCAUUUUGUUUUUUAAACUGAAUACUUCAUACAGACUUACAAAAAAAUAUAAGCCAGUAAAAAGAAGCCAGUGUUUGUCACAUAUGCUGCAAAAAACAGAAGCAAACUUAGGAUUUAAAGUCUUUCAAUGUUCUCAAACUGUAAAUGUUUCUGAGACUAUCGGUGUACUUUUAAAGGCAAAGUAAAAGUACAUUUCAAAUACUGACUAUUUUACUUAGUUUACUAUUGUUUAAAGCUCUACAUAGGUCAUUGUAUUAGUUUAUAAUUUUUUAAGAAAUCCUUUGCAGCACUUCUUUGUGCGUGCCAUACAGAAAAAUAAUUUUAUUCUAUUAUAGAUUAUUGCAGAGUAUGAAAUGUGAAUGUAUCAGAGUAAAAUGAAAAUAAAAAGGGUGGUUGGCUACUGUUGAUGUUUUUUAUCAUGCUAGUGUAGGAGACGAGAAAAUUAUUGCUGCUAGACAAGUGUUCUGUCUCUCAUGCUUUUUUUUAUGAAAUGUACUAGUUUUUAUAUGACAAAAUGAGAAAAUUUUUAUUUUUUGUUGAGUUUUAAAACAAACAAGUUAUUUUAUUUCUUUUUUUUUAAAUAAAGCAAGAAGUAUUGUAAACUAAUAAAGAAUAUUUUGUGCAUGGAAACUUUGAAUGACAAGGGUGAUAAAAAUCACAAGUACUAAAACCUUAUGUCAGAUUUGUGGCUCUCUAUAUCAGUGUGAAUUUUGUGUGAAUUGUGCACGCCGUCUCUCACAGUUUUGUCACGAAGAAGUCAGCCUGAAGUUGUAUUCAUGGUAAUUUAAGUAUGCUAUUUAGAAUGAACAAUACUGUUGAUUGGAUUUUAAUAUAAAAUAAAGCAAAUUCAUUUUUUUUAUUGUGUUCCCUUUACAGGGAACAGGGUUACAGCAAAGUAACCCGAGACGUUUUGUAUCGAGUCACUGGCAGCAAAUUUGAACAAGGAAAGAAGUGUUAAGUUUUGCUGCUCACAAAAUCUUUUUAGUUAUAAACU
Molecule: messenger RNA, 2433 nt
Organism: Clarias gariepinus (North African catfish)
Lineage: Eukaryota; Metazoa; Chordata; Actinopteri; Siluriformes; Clariidae
Exons: 6
Coding region: 146-835 (229 amino acids)
Source: RefSeq, a predicted model, not a curated record